AUGCACAUGCCGUUGAUGCGCGCCCUUAACAAAGUUUGGGGGGGGGGGGGGGGGGGUCGGUCUUUCGAAGCCCGUUUGGUGGAGGUGGGGUCCAAGGCCAUCGUGACGGGCAAGGACUUCCAUCCGGACACGGUGGAGAUGAAGGCUGGAACUUCUCGGUUCGGAGAGAGCGUCGGCCGUGGCGGCGUCGCUGUCGUCCCCCAAGGUGGUCAAGGUCGGCAAGAGAUGGGUCAGGCGGCAGCCCCCGGCGCCCUUCAUUCCGUCCACGCUUUACCAGAAGUCGAGCCGAAAGCUCCGGCUGGGAGUGGAUCAGACCAUGAGGGCAGUGCAGGCGACGCUAAAGCUGUCAAGGUCAAGGGCAGCCAGGAGGCGCACGAGGCCAUCCGCCCUGCCCUUCAAGUAGUCGGCGCAGUCCCCGCCGCGACCGACACUCCCGACGGAAAUCCAGCGGGGGGGGAGGAGGAGGAAGCGGGGUCAGGGGCUGGAUCAGCCUCGGUCAGCAGCGGCGGCGGCGGCGGCGGCGGCUUGGAGGAGCAGCACAGGGCGCCGUACGACCUGGUGUACCGACGGACGCUGGCCAGCGCCAUGGCGGAGUCGGAGGCGGACUUGACCACGGUUUCGCUGGGAGCGGGAGGCGUUUCUCUGGGGGACGGCGAGGAAGUGGUGGACGUGGUGCUGAAGGCGUCGGGCAUGACGACGCUUUUCGAGGGGUUCUUGAAGAUUUCCCGUCGCCCCCACCCCCACCCCGCUAGGUUUUCUGAGGCCAGCUUCAUCAAGGAGCUCGAGGCGAAGGGGGUCGGGCGUCCCUCCACCUACGCGAACCUCCGCGAGCAUCAUCGGUACCCUUCGCACGAGGACGUACGUAAACCUGCAGGGACGGAACCUGACGCCAAGCCUGACGGGCUUCGUGAUGGCAGACCUGCUUAG
Molecule: messenger RNA, 927 nt
Organism: Ectocarpus siliculosus
Lineage: Eukaryota; Phaeophyceae; Ectocarpales; Ectocarpaceae
Source: the annotation of a GenBank genome assembly